This is a messenger RNA of Fibroporia radiculosa, 393 nucleotides long. RefSeq lists its product as uncharacterized. The record is from RefSeq and is a predicted model, not a curated record. The transcript has a single exon. The coding region runs from base 1 to 393 and encodes 130 amino acids. NCBI's taxonomy places the organism in Eukaryota, Fungi, Basidiomycota, Agaricomycetes, Polyporales, Fibroporiaceae.
AUGUACCUCCUGGACUCUUCUCUUCCUCGCCGAGACGACUUCUGCCCUCCCGGACAUUCUGGCUGCGGGCCUGGGCCUGUCAUUGGCAUCACAGUAAAUCCACCACAGCCUAGUCCACAGGCAUCACUCGCUCAAAGCCCGUACCCAGCGAGCUCGGCCCGCAGCCUCAUCGUAAUGACCGUCAUCGGGAGUGUGCUCUUCCUGGUGGGUCUCAUAAUCUGGUUCUUCGGGAGACGGUUGCAACAAAAAGAGAAGGAGCGGAAGGCACGGCGGGAGCACAACACUUACACAACAACCAUGGACCCAGAGAAAAAGGAAGAAGAGGUUGUGUGCAGAGAGCAGGGUUUGCUAGAGGCUGUAGAGCCAGAGCCAGAGGUCGAGGUUGAGAAGUAA